AUGUCUUCACAGCGAAUGACGACGUCACCACCAUCACCAUCACCAUCCACAACAAAUUCAUCCCCCUCGAAACCCCUCAAUUCCUCACAAAUCGAGGCCCAAACCAUCCUAAAUCACCUCCUCUCCAAACUGUGUUCCCCAGCCUCACGGUACCACUCUCGUUACGCCCCCUACAUCCAGCAGCACCCCUCCCUCCCCGAGACCCUCUUCUCCGCCAUCCGACCCCAAAUCUGGACCGUCCUCUCCCAUCGCCUCUCACUUGAUGCACUCAAACUUGUCGCUGGCGACCUCAAGUCAGAAAACCAGGGCACCAUCUACCUCAACGCGAUCCUCGGGCUCGACAAGCGUGUGAGGAUCUAUGUAGGUCAGACGAAGAGUCUAAGGCAGAGAGUAGGCCAGCAUUUGAACUUUCGGUAUCGCAGAGAUAAUCCGAGUUUGCACUACCAUGCGUUGCAGGGCAGUGUGUAUAACGCUUUUGGGAUUGUUGCGGUGGUGCCAAGAGGGAUCAAGGGUAUGGAUGAUGUAGGGUUGAUGCUGAAUUUGUUGGAGAUGUGGGUGUGUUUGAUUUUUCGGACGUUGCCAGAGCAGGUAUUGGAGGAGUGGCUACCGGGUCAUCCUGAUGUUGGGAAGGGGAGGAAGGAGGGUAAGGAGGGGGUGUUUGGCGGGUUGAAUGUAGCUUGUCCGCUGGAUAGUGGGAGUAGAGAGAGGGAGUGGGUUGAUAUGAGUGGGAGUGAUGAUCCACUUGUGAGGGACUACCUCAGUGUGGAUAGAAUGAAAGAAGAGGAGGUUGCGAGGAAAGAAGUUAGGGAUGAGAAGAGAAUGAAGAAGCUGGUGAUCGAGGAUACGCCAGAGCAGAGAAAGAGAACAUAUGCGGAACACGCAAGGAGAUUCAACGAGGCUGCACAGCAUGAGAUCAGAGUUCCGCAGUGGGUGGUGUUAGGUGCCAUCGCUACGAUGGUGGGCAUCGUAGUGUUUAGCAAUCGAGGCGGUGUACAACCGAGAGCCAAAUGGAGAUAG
Messenger RNA from Plenodomus lingam JN3, 1017 nucleotides. RefSeq lists its product as uncharacterized. The record is from RefSeq and is a predicted model, not a curated record. NCBI's taxonomy places the organism in Eukaryota, Fungi, Ascomycota, Dothideomycetes, Pleosporales, Leptosphaeriaceae.